UCAGGAAGUCUACUUCUGCACCAUCUGUAUUAUUCUCCAUCGAGCUAAUGCUUAAUAUUAUCCUAUUUCUGUCAUAGAGCUGUAAAUGUGUGUUAGCCGACAUUGUAAAGCGAUUUGUGUCAGUAAUUUGUAUUAAUAAGACGCCUGAUCUGCUCCUUCAGCUGGCUAAUGUAGCUACUAAGCUAACCUGCUACAACUUAUAACCACUCUCAGUGUUUUUAAAGCACAAAAUGCAAAAAUAAAAGCGUGCAUGCCUUCUUAAAAAAUAAGAAGAACGUUAGCUGGGACUGGAGAGGUUGAGUUGAGGGUUAAUGGUGGAAGUAUUAUUGCAGUUAACCCCUGCUGAAGAUUUGGAGGGAUGAUAGGACAGGAUAUGAAUAAUGGGGAAUAAAUACUUGGAUAAGAUCAGAGUGUUGCAUGCAUAUUUGAAUGUAUUUUUCGAGCCAGACUUUGGAUGUGCUAUUGGUGCUACUGCUAAAUGGAGCAUAUCUGUGGUGCGGAUGUGUUUUUACUGGGGAUAAACUGGUUCCUGUGGUUGCUAAAGUCCGCCGCUUUAUGUGCGCCACCCGGCUUCAUUUUGGCGCGUACCGACUGUCGGAACUGCAGCUAAACUAGUAAACUGUUUCUCUUUCUCACUCCAACCUGGCCACAGAACAUGACCAAGAUGCUGACAUAUUGCACAACUAAACACUACUGAAGCUUAUAGCAGUCCAGCUGCCUCUGAAUUGUGAAUAUUAAGCUGAAAUGGCGCGAAAACCCGGAAUAUACAGCAUUACAACCCAAUAUACAGCAUCAUGACCAGAAGAAGUGGACGCCUUCAAGCUAAAACUGAAAAUGCAGUCAUCCAUACAGACAAGACAGCAAAACUCAAGAAGGAGCAGUGCAGCAGGAAGAAAGCCCUGACCAAAAAGCUAAAUAGUGAACCUCAGAACCUAUGGGCUCAAGAGGGAACGUGCAAAGCUGAAGUCAUAAUUGAAACCCCUAUGGAUGGGCUUGAGGAUGCAUUUGAUCAGCCAGGCUUCCCAUGUUCUAGACCAUCUCCUCUGCCCAGACUCAGCUGGGGGAGUUCAGAGGACGUGUGGGUUAAGAUGUUGAGUAAGGAGAUCAAGUAUAAGCACAGUAACACCUGUUUGGAGAGGCAUCCAAGACUCCAGCCCAAGAUGAGAGCGGUUCUACUCGACUGGCUCAUGGAGGUAUGUGAGGCUUAUCUGCUUCACAGACAGACGUUCUACCUGGCACAGGACUUCUUUGACAGAUUCAUGCUCACUCAAGACGACAUGGAAAAGGAGCGGCUGCAGCUCAUCGGCAUCACGGCUCUCUUCAUCGCCUCCAAAAUAGAGGAAAUUUAUCCACCCAAACUCACCGAGUUGGCCUACGUCACAGACGGUGCAUGUCUUGAAGAGGAGAUCCUACAAAUGGAGCUUAUUAUGUUAAAAGCAUUAAACUGGGACCUGUGUCCUGAAACUGUUGUUUCAUGGAUGAAGCUUUACAUACAGAUGGCCUCAGUGUAUGAUUUCACUAAUCUGCUGGUGCCGCAGUUUUCUCAAGAGACGUACAUACAGAUUACACAGCUUUUAGAUUUGUGCAUCCUAGAUAUCAACUCACUGGAAUUUAAAUAUGGAGUGCUGGCUGCAGCUGCCUUUUGCCACUUUAUAUCUUUUGAAGUUGUCCAAAAAGUAUCAGGUUUGACCUGGGAGGCAGUAGAGAGCUGUGUGAACUGGAUGGCUCCUUUUGUAGAGACCAUGAUGGGUUACGAGAGCGCAAAGCUUAAAAAUUUUGCUAAAGUCUCUUCUGAGGACCGACACAACAUUCAGACCCACAUCAACUACCUCUCCAUGCUGCAUGAAGCGCAGCAAAAACGCACUAUUCCCACAAAUGGCAUCUUUCCCCCUACACCACCGAGCAGCACCGAGAAAUCCAGCACACACUGAGCGACCAGUGCUUCUCUCUUCCCUAAAGCUAAAAGCUACUGUACCAGGCUGAAACAGUCUUCAUUACAGUGGUUGGGAUUAAUAUAUUGUAUAAGGUAUGUGAAUAGGAAGGUUGACAAAAAAAAAAAAAAAAAAAAAACCUUCCAUGAACUGCAUUCCAUUUCACCCCAAAACAGGAAAAGAAAAAUUCACUAUAGAUGUAUUCACUAAGAUAUAAGCAAAGCACAUCCUCAGGGAUUUUAUUUGUAUCACUGUUAAGAGUACAGUUUGUAAAUAAAUGUUUGAUUACUUAAGAAGCUUAACUUUCAAAAUAUUUGAAAACAAUGUGACCCUGGAAGAUUUAACGAUUCUAAAUCUUGUCCAUUACAGCCAUUUAUAUCCACAUAUAAUGUGCAAUAUUCCAUGCUAUGUAACUACUAAAAUGAACUGUAAUGGUACUAUAAAAGGACCAAGUUACCAAUGUCUUAAAAUAUUAUGUAUAAUUUUUAAUUUUGCCAUCUGAACACCUGUGAACCUGAUUUUUUUUUUUAAAGAAAUUAUUUUGUAAAAUAUGUGCAGUAUUCGAUGAACUUGUACAGAAUUAACCUAUUUCAGCAUUGCUAAAGCUGUUAAAUUAUUUAUGAUUGUGACCCCAAAGUCCAAAUUAGCAACUGAAGGUUUGAGAUCAGUUAAACAGCAUCCAUUAACACAGUGUUCUUAAUGUAGUGCUAGUCAGGGCGUUCCUCUGUGCUGUUGUUUAGCUUUAUAAAGUUACUUAAAAAAAAAAAAAAAAAGUAAGUGUGAAUAUGGAUAUAUUUUGAUUAUAGAGCAAUGGUGUAUAUUUGUAAAAGAAAUCUACAGAAGAAAAUACUGGAGUUACUGAAUGUAUUUAUUUUUGUUUUGUUUUUUUUGUUUUUUGGUUUUUUAAAAAUGUACAUUUGUUUUGCUGUGAAUUUAUUUUAAAAGUAAAGUUUUGCCAUGGCCUGAA
This is a messenger RNA of Pangasianodon hypophthalmus (striped catfish), 2898 nucleotides long. Its product is annotated as G1/S-specific cyclin-E2. Gene Ontology annotation, cellular component: cyclin E1-CDK2 complex; cytoplasm; cyclin E2-CDK2 complex. Gene Ontology annotation, biological process: G1/S transition of mitotic cell cycle; regulation of cyclin-dependent protein serine/threonine kinase activity. The record is from RefSeq and is a predicted model, not a curated record. Lineage: Eukaryota; Metazoa; Chordata; Actinopteri; Siluriformes; Pangasiidae. Gene Ontology annotation, molecular function: cyclin-dependent protein serine/threonine kinase regulator activity.